Messenger RNA from Notechis scutatus (mainland tiger snake), 2273 nucleotides. RefSeq lists its product as uncharacterized. The record is from RefSeq and is a predicted model, not a curated record. Gene Ontology annotation, biological process: regulation of DNA-templated transcription. Lineage: Eukaryota; Metazoa; Chordata; Lepidosauria; Squamata; Elapidae.
GGGUCCUUCCGGGGAGGGAGGGAGGUGCAGCUUACGGGAAUGUGCUGGGAAGGCAGUGGUGCUGGAGGAGCUGCGAGGAAGGCAUUGCACGGAUCCUGCUCUGCACGCCUCUCUUGGGGAACGGAGUCCAGGCGAGGGGCAGAGCCGCCUUUCCCUGCGGGGCAACGGGGAUUUGGUACUUCUUAAGGAUAUAGCUGUGUUUUUCUUCCAUGGAGGAGUGGGCCCUACUGGAUUAUGAGCAGAAAGCUCCGCACCAAGAGGUCAUGGUGGAAGACACAAAGAAUAUGGCUUCCUUCGGUGAUGGAUUGAAGAUAGUCCAUGCUGCCCAAGAGAUGGCAACACCUUUUCUAACAGCCGAAAAGGAAGUUGCGGAAAGAAUGAGUGAAAAGGAAAAGCCUGAAGAAAAGGAGUUAAAGGAGGAGCUGGGGAAAUAUUCUAGUUCCCCAUAUGUAGAUAUCAGCAUUUUCUUGCACAAUGAUGAUACCCAAGCAAAAGCAACAUGUCCAGGGUGCGGAAAAAUACUCAGAGAUGAAUUGGGAUUAUGUGACUGUUAUACAAGCCAUCCCCUUACGUUCCAUAAAAACAUUCCCAAAGCAAAGGAUCCAUACCAAUGCCUGGAAUUUGGAGAAAACGCCAGUCAGGAAAGUCACCAGAAUUCACAUCAGAGGGUCCAUGAAGAGAGGAAGCAGCAUCAAUGCAUCACCUGCGGAAAGAGCUUCAGAAACAGUGCAGCCCUUAUUUCCCACCAAAACAUCCACAGGGAGGAGAGAUGGUAUCAAUGCAAGGAGGGUAGAACAAUGUUUACUCGGAGCAAGGAAUCAAAUUCCCGGAAAAAAAGCCCCACUGGGAAUAAUUCAUGUAAAUGCCUGGAAUGUGGGAAGAGCUUCCGCUCUGCAACUCACCUCACUUUCCACAAUAGGAUCCAUACAGGGGAAAAGCCGUAUCAUUGCACAGUGUGUGGAAAGAGCUUCACCCAAAAUGGCAACUUCAAUUUACAUAAAAGGGUCCACACCGGAGAGAAGCCGUAUAAAUGCAUAGAGUGUGGGAAAUGCUUCAAAGCCCCAGGUGCCCUUACUCAGCAUAAAAGGAUCCACACAGGGGAGAAACCCUAUGAAUGCCUGGAGUGUGGGAAAAGCUUUAGCAGAAGCUGCACUCUAACCUUACAUAAUAAGAUGCAUAAAGGGGAGAAACCUUAUAAAUGUCUGCAUUGUGGAAAAAACUUCAGUCAAAAAGGUCAUCUUAAGUCACACGAGAGGAUCCACACGGGGGAAAAGCCAUUUCAAUGCAUGGAGUGUGGAAAGAGCUUCCGUUGUUCUGCAAACCUUACUUCCCAUAACAGAAUCCACACGGGGGAGAAGCCCUUUCAAUGCCUGCAGUGUGGAAAAAGCUUUGCCAGUUCUGGUGGCCUUCAUGCCCACAAACGGACCCACACAGGAGAGAAACCGUACAAAUGCCUGGAGUGUGGAAAGAGCUUCCGUAAACCCAGCCACCUAACUUCCCAUAGUAGUAUCCACAGCGGAGAGAAACCGUAUCAGUGUACCGAGUGUGGGAAGCGCUUCAAUCAAACAAGUCACCUUAAUAUCCAUAAAAGAAUCCACACAGGGGAAAAGCCCUAUAGUUGCUCCGAAUGUGGCAAAUGCUUUACCGACUCAGGGGCCCUUGUUCGCCACAAAUGGACCCACACUGGAGAGAAACCAUUUGGAUGCAAGGAAUGUGGGAAAAGCUUCAGUCAAAAAAAAUCUUUUAUUGUACAUUACAGAAUCCACACUGGGGAGAAACCGUACAAAUGCACGGCAUGUGGAAAGAGUUUCAGUGAUUCUCAAGAACUUGCUUCCCAUGAAAGGAUCCACACUGGGGAAAAACCCUAUAAAUGUGCGGUGUGUGGAAAGGGCUGUAGGACCACCAGUGACCUUAGUUCCCAUAAGCGGACCCACACAGGUGAAAAGCCCUAUCAGUGUGGUGAGUGUGGAAAGUGCUUUAGUCAAAACAGUUCCCUUAAUAGCCAUAGAAGAAUGCACGCGGGAGAGAAACCAUACAAAUGUAUGGAGUGUGGAAACUGCUAUAGAAGUAGCGGUGGUCUUAAUUACCAUAGGAGGAUACAUACAGGUGAGAAACCACAUAAAUGAGCUGAAUGUAGAAAAGUAAUUAGAAUCAGUCAUGUAAUAUCUGUAGAAAAUUAAUUCACAGAAACCAUUAAAUGUAUCAAAUGUGGAAACAGCUUUAUCUAUUUAUCUAUCUAUCUACCUACCUACCUACCUAUCUGCGAAAUACCA